This is a messenger RNA of Scomber japonicus (chub mackerel), 3702 nucleotides long. Its product is annotated as NACHT, LRR and PYD domains-containing protein 12-like. The transcript is spliced from 9 exons. Gene Ontology annotation, molecular function: protein binding. The record is from RefSeq and is a predicted model, not a curated record. The coding region runs from base 305 to 3118 and encodes 937 amino acids. NCBI's taxonomy places the organism in Eukaryota, Metazoa, Chordata, Actinopteri, Scombriformes, Scombridae.
UCCUACUUUCGCCUGUGUGUCUCAAAACAUCUAUAAAAAGGGAGGACAUCAUUAUUUAUCCUUCAAAAUAUCACAAGGGACGCUAAUAAUUAGUUUUAUAUUACUACAACAUUGUUUAAAUCCAAACACACUCGAUAAAAUGCAUUAUAGGAAAUACUGGAUGACAAAGGAGACAUUGAGCUUCUCCGCCCUGCUGGCUCGUGUGAUUUCAUGUAAAUGUUAGAAGUGAAACUAAAUUGUUCAAAGGAGCAGAGCAGAUGGAUGAAAACUGACGUGUGACGAAGGACUGACUGAAGUCCACAAGAUGAGUGCUUGUAUGGAGGAAGAAGAGGAGGACAGAGCAGAGCCUCCUGUGUCCAACUUCCUGUCUAUGAAGAGUGACCAGGACAACGGUCAUCCUCCAACCUUCAGUAAUGAACCUGAACCCUCAAACACAAAUGGUGUUUCUGUGGAGAAGCAGCUGUCCUGCUGUUCUUUGUGUCAGGACAUCCUGAAGGAUCCAUUCUCUACCAGCUGUGGACACUGGUUCUGCAGACAGUGCAUCAACUCAUACUGGGACCAGUCUGCUUCAUCUGGAGACUUCCCCUUGAGUGUUGCUCUCCUGGAGGUUUUACAUGUACACAAGAUCAGUCUGGAGUUGAGAUGUUACUGUGUGACCGAAGGAACUGAUGAAGCAGGAAGUGAAGUCCUCCUCAACACCAUCUACACUGAGCUCUACAUCACAGAGGGACAGAGUGAAGAGGUUAAUACCCAACAUGAGGUGAAGCAGCUUGAGAGAGUUUCCAAGAUGGAAAUCCUCCAUGAGACUCCAAUCAAGUGUCAAGACAUCUUUAAAGUCUUACCAGCCAAAGACUUACCUGUUCAGUGCUUACCUGACCAACAGAAACACAUCAGGCUCGUUCUGACGUGUGGCGUUGCUGGCGUUGGAAAAACCUUCUCAGUGCAGAAGUUCACUCUGGACUGGGCACAGAGUUUGAAAAACACAGAUAUCAUUCUAGUGAUUCUGUUUUCGUUCAGGGAGCUGAACCUGAUCAAAGAUAAGCAGUACAGUCUUCUCAUGCUGAUCCAUAUUUUCCAUCCAACAUUAAAGAAGCUCACAGCAGAGAUGCUCGCUGUCUGUAAAGUUUUGUUCAUCUUUGACGGCCUGGAUGAAAGCAGACUUUCAUUAGAUUUCAACAACAGAGAGGUUGUGUCUGAUGUCACACAGAAGUCAUCAGUCAGCGUGCUGUUGACAAACCUCUUCAAGGGGAAUCUGCUUCCCACUGCUCUCAUCUGGGUAACUUCCAGACCUGCAGCUGCCAAUCAGAUCCCUCCUACAUGUGUGGACAGACUAUCAGAAGUACGAGGCUUCACUGACGCCCAGAAGGAGGAGUACUUCAGGAGGAGAUUCAGUGAUGAAGAGCUGUCCAACAGAGUCAUCUCACACAUUAAGUCUUCCAGGAGCCUCCACAUCAUGUGUCACAUCCCAGUCUUCUGCUGGAUCACUGCUACAGUUCUGGAGCACAUGUUGACCACAGACCAGAGAGGAGAGCUGCCCAAGACCCUGACUGAAAUGUACUCACACUUCCUGCUGGUUCAGACAAAGAGGAAGAAACACAAGUAUGAUGAGGGACAUGAGACGAGUCCACAGGAGCUGAUGGAGGCUGACAGGGAAGUUCUUCUGAAGCUGGGGAGGCUGGCGUUUGAACAUCUGGAUAACGGAAACAUCAUGUUCUACCAAGAAGACCUGGAGCGAUGUGGUCUUGAUGUAUCAGAGGCCUCGGUGCACUCAGGAUUUUGUACAGAGAUCCUCAAAAGAGAGAGUGUGAUCUUCCAGAAAUCAGUCUACACCUUUGUUCAUCUGAGUGUUCAGGAGUUUCUGGCUGCAGUCUACAUGUACCACUGUUACACCAGCAGCAACACAGAGGUACUGAACAACUUCUUAGGAAAAGACUACAGUCACUCAUCCCUGGAUGACUUCCUGAUAAAAGCCUUGAGGAAAUCUCUCAAAAGUAAAAAUGGCCACCUGGACCUGUUUGUUCGCUUUCUUCAUGGCCUCUCUCUGGAGUCCAACCAGAGUCUCUUAGGAGGCCUGCUGGGUCAGACAGACAACGGUCCAGAAAUCAUCCAGAGAGCCAUCACCACCCUGAAGGAUAUGAACACUUGUAAUAUCUCUCCUGACAGAAGCAUCAACAUCUUCCACUGUCUGAUGGAGAUGAACGACCGCUCGGUACAUCAGGAGAUCCAAGAGUUCCUGAAGUCAGAGAACAGAUCAGAGACGAAACUCUCUCAGAUCCAGUGCUCAGCUCUGGCCUACAUGCUGCAGAUGUCAGAGGAGGUUCUGGAUGAUCUGGACCUGAAGAAGUACAACACAUCAGACCAGGGACGACUGAGACUGAUCCCAGCUGUGAGGAACUGCAGAAAGGCUGUGUUUGAGAACUGUGGACUCUCAGAGACUCACUGUGAAGUCGUGUCCUCAGCUCUGAAGUCCAACCCCUCCCAUCUCAGAGACCUGGACCUGAGUAAGAACAACCUGAAUGAUUCAGCCAUGAAGUUUCUGUCUGCUGGACUGGAGAGUCCAAACUGUAGACUGGAGACUCUGAGAUUGAUGAACUGCUGGUUGUCAGAGAUCAGCUGUUCUUCUCUGGUCUCAGCUCUGAAGAACAACCCCUCUCAUCUGAGAGAGCUGGAUCUGAGUCAAAACUACAACCUGCAGGAUUCAGUAAUGAAGCUGCUUUGUGAUUUUGUGGAGAGUCCAAACUGCAGACUGGAGACUCUGAGAUUGGUUGGCUGCAGUUUGUCAGAUAUCAGCUGGUCUUCUCUGGUCUCAGCUCUGAAGAACAACCCCUCUCAUCUGAGAGAGCUGGAUCUGAGUCACAACAAGCUGCAGGAUUCAGUAAUGAAGCUGCUUUGUGAUUUUGUGGAGAGUCCAAACUGCAGACUGGAGACUCUGAGAUUGAUCUACUGCAGUUUGUCAGAGAUCAGCUGUUCUUCUCUGGUCUCAGUUCUGAAGAACAAAUCCUCUCAUCUGAGAGUGCUGAAUCUGAGUCUCAACAACAACCUGAAGGAUUCAGUCAAAAAGCAGCUGUCUGAUCUUAAAGAGAGUCCAGACUGUAAACUGCAGACUGUGAGCUUGUGAUUAUCUCCGUAACAGUGAUUGAACAUCCAGCAGUGUGUGUUGAGAGAGGAUCAGCUGUAUCCUGAUGAUCCAGAGAGGUUGAAGCAGCAGCAGCAGCAGUUUGUGUGUAGAGAGGCUGUGACUGGACCGUGUUACUGUGAGGUAGAGUGGAGAGGAGAGCUUCAUCCAGCAGUGACUGACAGAGGAAUCAGAAGAAGUGGAGAUGACUCUCAGUGCUGCAGUCUGAACUGAUCUGAGAACAGCUCCACUGUCAGACACAAAGUCAAGUCCACCAUCAUCCCUGUGUGUUCCUCUGGAUCUGACAGAGUAUCAUCAGUGUAUCUGGACUUUAGAAAGACUUCAUCACUUUGUUUUUAACCUUUAAAUGUCUCUUUACUUUCGAAACAUGUGACCAUGUGUAUCUGUUAAACCCAGAGUGACACAGCAGAUUAUUAUUGAAUCACUUUGUACUAUAACCGUUAAUUAACAGGAUUUAUAAUGUGUCAUCUCAAUUGUAAAGUCACUGCUGUUAUAUUUUUUUAGAUUGUCAUGGGCAAAGAAGAUCAUUCAUAUUUAAGAUGUGUAACACUGUCUAUCUCAUUGUA